AUGGCCGGGCUGCCCCCCAGCAUUAUCAAGGUAACCCAGCGUUUGCUGGCAGAACCAGUUCCUGGCAUUAAAGCAGAACCAGAUGAGAGCAACGCCCAUUAUUUUCAUGUGGUCAUUGCUGGCCCCCAGGAUUCCCCCUUUGAGGGAGGGACUUUUAAGCUUGAACUAUUCCUACCAGAAGAAUACCCAAUGGCAGCCCCUAGAGUACGUUUCAUGACCAUAAUUUGUCAUCUGAAUGUAGACAAGUUGGGAAGAAUAUGUUUAGCUAUUUUGAAAGAUAAGUGGUCCCCAGCACUGCGGAUCCACACAGUCCUGCUAUUGAUCCAGGCUUUGUUAAGUGCUUCCAAUCCAGAUGAUCCAUUAGCAAAUGAUGUAGCACAGCGGUGGAAGACCAACAAAGCCCAAGCCAUAGAAGCAGCCAGAGCAUGGACUAGGCUAUAUGACCUUAAAAUCAAUCUGAUCAUCAAACCUGAUGAGCAGAUCUCAAGCAGCGAGCCUGCGUAA
This is a messenger RNA of Neomonachus schauinslandi (Hawaiian monk seal), 504 nucleotides long. RefSeq names its product ubiquitin-conjugating enzyme E2 N-like. The transcript is spliced from 2 exons. The record is from RefSeq and is a predicted model, not a curated record. The coding region runs from base 1 to 504 and encodes 167 amino acids. Lineage: Eukaryota; Metazoa; Chordata; Mammalia; Carnivora; Phocidae.